AUGCCUGAUAUUAAGAAAAUCGAAAGUUUUUCGGAUAACGAUGACUCACAAAAUCAAAUACAGCGGGACAGAAAAAUGCGCGAAAAUCGCAAAAGAUCGAACGAUAAAUACCAGAACAUAAAAAGCAAACAAUUGCGCAAAAUCAAAUUAGCUAAAUUCAUUGUUAACGAUCUAAAAAAUUACGGGCCGGGUAAUUUGAUUCACGUAAACGCGCUAAGUACUAUAACAGGGAAAUCUAUUCGAAUAUGGAGAUCGAAAGAUAACUUAUAUCAAACGAUAGAUGAUCCAACGAAUCAAAGAUCGACCAAGGAUUUCAUCGACGUAGAAUAUCACAAACAGUCAAAUUUAAUAGGACAUUGGACGCUAUUAAAUAAUAUAGAUCCUAUUAAUGUCGAGCUGGAUUUAAACGCGUGUCUAUUUGCAGCAAUAGCUGCUCAAAGUGGAGAAAGCACUGACGAUUUAAGAAAUAAUACUAUUGAUUUUUUAACAAAUAAUUCCAAACAUUUAAUCGAUCAAAUCGAUAAAUUUUUAUCCUCGAAUAAUAAUGCAAAACAGCUAAUGAUGGGCGGUGCUCGAUAUAUCGGUACAUCACCUAGAGCAGCGGCUAUCAUUCUUGACAAGUCGCAAAAUGUUUUGUGUCACGAUUGUAGAGCACUUGGUCAUCCAAGAGGGCACGCAUCCGACAGAUUUGCUACAGGCCCAGAGGAUAGCGUCGAGAACUAUUCUCGAACGACGCAUUCAAGGAAAUCUGGUUUUUUGAGUAGAACGGAUCAAGACAAUGUCGCCCAUCUCGUCUUAAGUCAUGCAAAAGCGAGGCGAGCAAUGAAAGAAUUAAAUACUGGCGCGACAUCCAUAGCUGUAGAGUUGUCGCGUAGAGAUUUACAAACGAAUCAUUUUAUUCUACCUCAAAUGAUGGAAUUCUACAAUGGUACGGCGGAUUCCGAGGAAUUAGAUAUUAAUUGUGUUAUAAUAGUACUGAGACAUCAUACAGGAAAAUAUAGAGAUCCCAAUGCAGACGUUUUUGUACAUACAUUUUAUCCAAAAAGAUAUUGUUGA
Molecule: messenger RNA, 1056 nt
Organism: Bombus pyrosoma
Lineage: Eukaryota; Metazoa; Arthropoda; Insecta; Hymenoptera; Apidae
Exons: 1
Coding region: 1-1056 (351 amino acids)
Source: RefSeq, a predicted model, not a curated record